This is a messenger RNA of Desarmillaria tabescens, 1434 nucleotides long. Its product is annotated as glucosyltransferase. Bases 1 to 1368 code for a protein of 455 amino acids. Gene Ontology annotation, biological process: protein N-linked glycosylation; dolichol-linked oligosaccharide biosynthetic process. Gene Ontology annotation, cellular component: endoplasmic reticulum. Gene Ontology annotation, molecular function: dolichyl pyrophosphate Glc2Man9GlcNAc2 alpha-1,2-glucosyltransferase activity. The record is from RefSeq and is a predicted model, not a curated record. The transcript has 9 exons. Lineage: Eukaryota; Fungi; Basidiomycota; Agaricomycetes; Agaricales; Physalacriaceae.
AUGUCGGCUGCGUAUCUGCUGUAUUGCGGUAUUUGCAUCACCGUACUCAAGGAACUGAAUUCGGUUGUGUUAGAACCGUACAUGGAUGAGCCCUUUCAUAUUCCUCAAGCGCAAGCCUAUUGCCGUGGAGAGUUCACCACCUGGGACCCCAAAAUUACCACUCCUCCUGGCCUAUACAUAACGAGCCUAAUGCUGAAAAGCGUGUUUCUGUUCAAAUGCACCGUUCCAAUGCUUCGGCUCACUACGACACUGAUCUUGCUGGCCUUGCCUCUUGUGUUGACGCGACUAUUGUGCUUUCAUCAGCGUGUCCGGCCUCCUUCCAUCCUUUCGCCUACCUUGGAAUCCCUUGUUUUGGCUUCGUUUCCUAUAGCAUGGUUCUUCGGGUUUCUCUAUUACACCGAAGUCCCUAGCUUGGUUUGUGUAGUGUUGACAGUUGUCGCUGCAGCGGAGGGGCGUCACUGGUUAGCCGCGCUGAUAGGGCUCAUCAGCUGCACAUUCCGUCAAACUAAUAUUAUCUGGGUUAUUUACGCCUUUGUCUCGAGCCAGCUUAUGGAGAUGCACUUCCGCCGUCCCACUCCUGGCUCUUCUCAGGGAAGCAAACUUUAUGAUCCCCCAGCAUUAGCUGCGGUGCCCAGCGAUCUUAUACAGAUCCUGAAAAGUGCUCCUGCUGUCCUUCCUGAACUUCUUCGAUCAUUCGCUCCAUACAUGCUCCUUCUUGGACUCUGUGUUGUUUUUGUCACAUGGAAUGGGGGUAUUGUGUUGGGGGACAAAUCAAACCAUGUACCGGUAAUUCACAUUCCUCAAAUGUAUUACUUUGUUGCUUUUGCGACCGCGUUUGGUUGGCCCAUCCUCAUUUCUGGAGACCGGGGUGUCAUUGGACUAAUCGGAGACAUACGAAACUGUAUGUUAGGAAGUAAGAGUCGUUCUUUCGGAACGCUCAUAACGUCGGCCAUUAUGGCUGUCACUGUGCGUAAAUACACAAUUCAUCACCCAUUCCUACUCUCCGAUAAUCGCCAUUACACUUUCUAUGUCUGGCGUCGAAUAUACAUGCUACAUCCUGUAGUACCGUACAUACUCAUUCCAGUUUACAUUGCUUGCGGAUGGGCGUGGUUUUUGCGUGUUGGUCGCGACCAAACCCUUCUUCAGACCUUGAUCCUUCCGGCGUUCGCAUUACUCACGCUCAUACCUACGCCUCUCUUAGAACCACGGUAUUUUCUCAUUCCGUACAUAUUGCUUCGAUCGCAGGUUGCAGAUGUACCUUUGUGGGGGAUGGUGUUAGAGGCAGGCUGGUACGCCGCGAUAAACGCUGUGACCAUGUUUGUGUUUUUAUAUCUACCAAGAGACGGUGUAGGUCGAUUUAUGUGGUGAAAUCAGAAAUGCCAACUGCUAGCACUAAGCACCCGUCUUUAAGUUUGAACCAGGCACGUGCUCAUC